AGCGCGCGCGCGCCCUCCCCUCCAGCGCGCGCCCCGCGCCCGGGACUAGGCUGGAGUCGCGCGUGCCGCUCGCAGAGAGGCAGCUGGGUGUCCAGAGCCGUGGCCGCAGCGCGCAGCUGGCAGAGAGUCUCUCCUGGCCACGCACUUGCCUCCUCUGGGGCCUCCAGGAGUCUCUUGGAGCUCACUUUGCCAGCCCGGCCCCAGCAGGCGCCACCGGCCUCGGCCUGGGCUGCAUUUGCUGCUACUCGCUGUGCCCGGGACAGAGGGACGCCCGCCCCGUCACGUGUGUCCAAGUCCUCCGCCAGCCGGGGCAGCGUGGUUCCCAUGGUUCAAGGCUGUUGAUGGAGAAGUGGGCGGAUGACAGCCGGGACUGUGGUCAUCACUGGGGGCAUCUUGGCAACUGUGAUUCUGCUCUGUAUCAUCGCUGUUCUGUGCUACUGUCGGCUUCAGUAUUACUGCUGCAAGAAGGACGAAUCCGAGGAGGACGAGGAGGAACCCGACUUUGCUGUGCAUUCUCACCUGCCGCCCCUGCAUUCCAACCGCAACCUCGUGUUGACCAACGGGCCUGCUCUCUACCCAGCUGCCACCACCUCUUUCAGCCAAAAGUCCCCGCAGGCCCGUGCCCUCUGCCGCAGCUGCUCCCACUACGAGCCGCCCACCUUCUUCCUGCAGGAGCCAGAGGACGAAGACUUUGAGGGCGUGCGCAACGGCGGGGGGCGUGUGGCCUACAAAAGCAUCAGCCAGGAAGAUGUGGAGCUGCCCUCUGCAAGCUUCGGAGGCCUGCAGGCUCUCAACCCCAACCGCCUCUCUGCCAUGCGGGAGGCCUUUUCCCGAAGCCGUAGUGUAAGCACUGAUGUGUGACAGGCCUCUAUCCUGCCGAGGCGCCCAGCCCUGGGUCCUGAGGUCAUGACAGGAUACCCACGGCACACCCUGGCCCCAACUCCAGACCUCUGCUCAGUCAGUCUUCCCCGUAUCCUUGUCCUAGGGGCUCCUGGAAUGAGGAACCCCUGGGCCCUCUACAAGGAUAAAGCCCAAUGAACCAGAUGUGGCAGCUGUGAGUAGGGACAGCUGGCAUAAGAAGGGCGGCAGGGGACAGGAGGGUAAGGUAAGGCUGUGUUGGGGCCCAGGGGCCAGGUCCUAUUUCCAGGAAGUGAGAAGAUGGAUAAUGUCAACCCUAGUAACUUGCCUGUCUCUGGCUUCAUGGUCAUCCCUGUCAGUUCCUCACCAGGCCUUGGGCUUCCUCCUGCUUAAGGGAGCAGUGGCCUCGCUGGUUGCCAUGGCCCUACAAGCAUGAACCUUCCCUAGAGACUAUGGACCAAAUAAAUAUUCUGUCCCUUCACCCUGUCUCCCCUUUCCCAUCCUUCUCUCCGCUCUUUUCACUCCUUCCCCCAGUCUCUGUCUUUCCCAUCCUUCUCUCCGCUCUUUUCACUCCUUCCCCCAGUCUCUGUCUUUCCCAUCCUUCUCUCCGCUCUCUCUUCACUCCUUCCUCCAGCCUCUCUGUCUCAUGCUCCUGAACCUAGAUGCCAAGCAUCUGACACAAGCUUGAGAUGCCCGUUGCUCUGGUCUCCUCCAAGAUGGACAAAUCUCCCUGUAAACAGGGAGAGUUUAGGAGUCAUCAGUGUGGACACUUGCUCUGCCCAAUCUGCUUUUUGCUGAAAGAAGAGGCAUAGGCACAGAUGCCCCUGCUCUGGGAGGGGUGACACUAAAAUGUACACAUCUGGCACUUAACCCUACACCCAGACAAGUGAGAGACACAUCCAGCUAGGUUGUGGAAGCACUGGAGGUGGCCCAGCUAUGCACUAGAGGUCUCAGGUGUCGACUUGCUGUGACUCUUAGGCAAGUCACCCUAUUCAUGGGCUUGCCUCCCCAUGCAUGUACUUUGGGGGGAUGGGGAGACUGGCUGCAGAAAGCCCUUUGAACCCUGGUCCUCAGUUGGUACGGAGGUCCUUAGGGGAAGCUGAGCUAUAGACCACCCACUUCCUGUUUAAUGCUCAGAAUGAGGCACCCCAGGUCCAGACAGCCAGAGCUUGCUGCCCCUGUAUGAAAGUCCUGUCUCUACCCAUGCUGCUCCAAGCCCUCAACUGUCUGAGAAAUCCGUGUCAGGUGACCAAGAUGCUCCAAGCCCAGGGCCCUAGCCAUCAGGAACGUAGUUCUCCUGCUCUGAAAAGAGACACCAUUCUUGGCAGCAUAGCCUCAAUUUCCUUUCUGCUCAGGCCCUGCCAUGGCGCUCCAGACAGGAGCAAGUGUCCCCAUGAAGGUGCCUUCCUGUAGGACAGUGGCCACCCCUGAGCCAGAUACCACAGCAGGGACCUUCACACUUAUUACAGGCAGCUGAACCAUGCCAGUGAGGAUCUACUGUCUUUGGCAUUCUGAAUUCCUUCUCCUUUUCAUUUUCCUUCCUCAGUUUGGUCUUGCUAGUGGAAUCCACCCUUAGAAUCACAGACAGUUCCAGCCUACUUUUCCCCCCUCUAUGUCCUUUGUCCCAUUCCAUCCUGUGGCAUCUGUCCUUUGCAUUGCUUGGGGUAUGGGUGAGGUAGGGAGGGGUGCUCUGGGCUGUUCUGUCUUUGCCUCCUAUCACCCCCCUUUUUUUUUAACCUCCACCAUCUCUGUAUAGAUCCAUAGACAUCUUCAAAGUGAAUUAAGCAUCUGUCCCUGCCACUCAACACCACCAUGGGACUUGCCAGGGACCCACACAGCACCCUGAAAAAAGCAAAAGCCAAUAAAUUUGU
This is a messenger RNA of Mus caroli (Ryukyu mouse), 2729 nucleotides long. It is a transcript of the gene Fam163b, whose product is annotated as family with sequence similarity 163 member B. Lineage: Eukaryota; Metazoa; Chordata; Mammalia; Rodentia; Muridae. The record is from RefSeq and is a predicted model, not a curated record.